Molecule: messenger RNA, 3016 nt
Organism: Pipra filicauda (Wire-tailed manakin)
Lineage: Eukaryota; Metazoa; Chordata; Aves; Passeriformes; Pipridae
Product: carnosine N-methyltransferase 2
Exons: 9
Coding region: 454-1422 (322 amino acids)
Molecular function (GO): N-methyltransferase activity
Source: RefSeq, a predicted model, not a curated record
GGUAUCGGUACCCCCUGGAUGUACAAGGAGGUUUCCAAGGGCUGCACAGCUCCUGGAUGCUGGAGAUUUCUCAACAGCUCCUGUUGCUCCGGGGAGCGCAGCCCCCGCGCCAUGAGGACAUCCCUGCGGACGCCGGGCCCCGCUCACUGCCCGCCCCGGCCCCCCGCUCCUUCCCCGCGGGGCUCGGGUUUCCCCCCCUCGCCCCAGUGACGCUGCCUGUCCCGACAGGUGCCAGCAGAGCCGCGGCCGCGCUCCCGGGUCGCCCCCAGCGCCGCGGGGUUUGAGCGUCCGGCGCGGCGCGGGCGGCAGGUGGACAUGCUGCCCUAGGGGCUGACCCCCGGCCCCGUGCCCAGCUGCUGUGUCACAGAAGCACAGAGUAUUCUGAGCUGAAAGGGACCCACGAGGAUCAUCAAAGUCCAACUCCUGUGUCCCUGGACAGCAUCCACCCCGACAAUGGACGCGGCCCCGGAGGCGAAGAGGAAUAGUUUCCCCAGCAUGAACUUUGAAGCAGAGAUUCUGACAACUCCACACGAUAAUUCAGAGCUGUAUACGAUCCCUUCCAUGAGAAGCCUCACAGCUGAGGAGUAUGUGGAGGCCUUUAAGACAUUUUUGGAUCAUUCAACAGAGCACCAGUGCAUGGAUGAGUUCAACAAGGAACAACUGCCCAACAUCAUGGCUGGUCUCGGCCAUGGAAAAUCGACUAUAAAUGUUCUGGGAGUUGGAAGUGGCACAGGUGAGCAGGAUUUGAAAAUGAUCAGGAUACUACAGGCUGUGCACCCAGGGGUCCUUAUUGACAACGAAAUCGUAGAGCCCAACCCGCAGCACGUGGCAGCUUACAAAGAGUUGGUGAAUCAAACUCCAGACCUGCAGAAUGUCUCUUUUAUUUGGCACCAGCUCACUUCCUCAGAGUACCAACAGCAGGUGAAAGAGAAAGGCACGCAUAAGAAAUUUGACUUCAUCCAUAUGAUCCAGAUGCUGUACCGUGUGGAGGAUAUUCCCAAUACUAUCAAGUUUUUCCACAGCUGCCUCGACCUUCAUGGUAAACUCCUGAUCAUAAUUUUAUCGGACAGCAGCGGGUGGGCCAGCUUAUGGAAGAAAUACAGGGACUGCCUGCCUUCCACCGACAGCGGCCACUACAUCACCUCCAGCGGCAUCACGGAUGUCCUGAAGAGACUCGGAGUCGAAUACCGCGUGUACGAGUUCCCGUCGGGAUGGGAUAUCACCGAGUGCUUCGUCGAGGGGGACGCAGUUGGCAGCCUCAUGAUGGAUUUCCUGACGGGGACAAAAGACUUCCUGGGCACGGCGCCGCCGGCGCUGCGGCAGCGGCUGCGGGAGGCUCUGUGCCAGCCCGAGUGCAGCAGCACCAAGGACGGCAGGAUCAUCUUCAGCAACAACCUGAGCAUGAUCGUGGUGGAGUCCUAAAGCCGGACUGACUGCAGAGGGCAAGCUGGGGUGGGGAUGGGGGUCACAGGAUGGGGAUGCAGUCACAGGAAAGUGUAGCAUAGAAAGAAGGUGACUCGCAGGCAAGAAGGCAAGAAAGUGGGGCUCAGCUGCAGCCUACCACUGCCAGCCAGUGUCAGCAGAGCUGCCCGCCACGCUGGGACGAGCUCCUUGUCCUGAUAACGUCAUCAGGUCCAAGAUUACACCCUGGCUACUUAGUCCAUCCCUAGGAGAAUAUUUUCCAGAAAGUAAAGAGCUCCAUCUCACUAAAAGCCUACAUGGACUUGUUUCUUAACAGUAAACAUCCUGUCUGUGCUUUCAACACUGGGACUUCCACUUUUCUAUGCAGCCAGCAUGUUUGCACACCUAAAGACGGGUCUGCAUGACCAGGGGCUGCUUUGCAGCCAGGAGGAGGCUACAGGCCUUGUGCUGGCCAUGUACAGACCCAAUGCUUCCAUUUGUGCUGGACAAAACCAGCAAGAUAUCCCAGCUGCUUUGCACCCAGACCUGAGCUGUAAGUUGCUCUGCAUUAGGGUAUUUCACAUCGUUUUGUCAAUGUAGGUAUUUACUACCCCAAGCCUCUCAGCAUCUUGCAAUAUGGACAUGUCUUAAAAAUUUAUCAGCCUUUUUAUUUGGAGAAUAUUUUGGAUCCCAGGAUGAUCCUUGCCACAUACUCUUUCAGGCAGAUAUUAAUUUUGUUACUUUCUUACUACAGUUUGUCUCCAUAUAAAAUAAAAGCAAUCCUAAACCAAAAAAGUCACAUCUUUUUCUGCACAUGAGCUUACAGAAAAUGAAGAGCAAAGAGGUUAUUUAGUUAAAAACAAAAAAUAUGCAAAAUACCAUUUUAUGGGAGCAUUAAGGAUUUCUUGUAAGUGAGAAAGAUGAACCUGGGGAUGUGGAAGAGCUGUGAGUGAGCUGCAGCUUGUCCUUGUGCUGCAGCCCCAGGAGGCAGCUUGUCUGUCAUUGCUACAGCACAGCAAAACAGCACCUACAGUACUCAAAUAUGGUGUGUGUGGUUAAGAUGUUAAUAUAGGUGAGAUAAGACUAUUACCACAGGGUCCUGAGCUCUUCGGGGGGCUGAAGGAGGUGCUGCCAGGGCAGCCAGCUCCAAAGGCAGGUGCUGCACAGGAUGCCUGCCAAGUUUGGCUCUGUAUUUAGUGCCUUAGAGCAGUGCAGACCUUGGACUGACCACACAGGGAAAAGCUGCCUGCAGCCACACCAGCCUCACAGCAAAGAGGUUUCAGGGCAGGAAACACCAGCUUAGAUGGAAAAUACCUGCAGGCACAGAGCCCAUCUCUACGAACUGAUUUUUCCAUGCUUAAGCUGGAUAGCACACACCUGUGUGCACCUGAAGGGGCUCAGGUACCGCUGCCGCCUUGAUGUCUGGUAUGGAUCAAGUGGCUUGUUCCAGCAUCAUAAACACAUGGGUCAGCACACUGGCUUGCAAAACAUCAGAUGUCAUUGUCAACCAGAGCCCUGCUGGUGCUGCUAAACCUAUCCCCCCCCAUUCACUGGCCAUCUGCCCAGACACAGUUACUGCCAGGAGUAGCAUCGCACCGUCUGAAAAGGUAAUGAG